Messenger RNA from Syzygium oleosum, 1209 nucleotides. RefSeq lists its product as uncharacterized. The record is from RefSeq and is a predicted model, not a curated record. Lineage: Eukaryota; Viridiplantae; Streptophyta; Magnoliopsida; Myrtales; Myrtaceae. The transcript has 4 exons. Bases 361 to 738 code for a protein of 125 amino acids.
UUCAAGUUCGGUCAACUGAGUGUAAGAAAUUCAAGGUUAAGAGAUUUUCACUUCUGGACAUUCUGAGGGAUAUGGAGGGUCAUAAGGUGCUUCGUAGAGGAACUUAAUUUGGAAAAGAAAAACCGACUUUGAAGGAAGAAAAUGGAAGAUUUUACACUACAUGGACUACUGAAUCAUCAUCAUUCAGCAGUAUAUAGACUCGUGAUGUCUUGCACAUAGGAGCCAUGAGUUUGUUGUACCCUUGUUUGUGAAAAUAGCAAAACCAAUGUUAAGAAAAAGAUUUAUUUGAUGACAACUGCAUUUUCUCACCUAGAAUACUGGCUAAAGAAAAUCUUAUUUUUCAUGUAGGAGGAGGCUAAAAUGGAUUGGGAUGCCAAAGAGCCCGAUGAGCUUGAGCUUCAGUCUUUUUCAUCUGCAAGUUUUUCGGAUCAUGAAAUUAGCGCAGAGCCUCCCAUUGACAAUGUCAAAGAAGGGACUCCGCCUGGAAAUCAAAAUCAGACGAUGGAGCAAGAGUCGAACCCUUUGAGUCUUGAUGAACGUGGAAAGCAAAAUCAAACGAUGGAGCAAGACUUGAACUCUUUACGUCUUGACAAACUUGGAAAGCAAAAUCAGACGACGGAGCAAGACUCGAACCCUUUAAGUCUUGACGAACUUGCUCCACCAAGAACAUUUUGUGAUCGGUUCAAGACAUGCUUAGUGAGCAUAUUGGAAUGUAUCUGCGACAGCAAUCUUUCCUAGUAGUUAAGCUGAAUUCUUUGGAGUUUGAAAUGGAAAAAGCAUUAAGGUUAAUUCGGAAUUCGUGGACAUGGAAGGCUUAGUCAAGUCUCGUCAUUUGGUUGAUUGAAGAGCCAAGUGAUGGCUUCAAAAGAUAACUUUCAGACUCCUCUUGAUCAAACUCAAAGGCAACAGCAGUUGAGGGACUGAAUGUUCCAGAAACAAGAACUCAGAUUGCAUAGCAAUUUCUUCAAUCUUGGUCGGCAUGUGAUAAACCAACGGACACACUGACAGGCUGCUAAUUGGUGUUGGCAUUGUCAGGCAAUGAUUAGGUGGCUGGUUGGCAGUAAUCUCUAUAAACAUUCAUUGGCCAAGGUUUAAUAGAAGUUGCUUGAUAUUGGAGGCAGCGAGUUUCUAAAAAUGGACUUGGUGCAUUUUGUAAUAAAAGUUUCAUCAUCUAGUAUGCACUUUUUAUUGAUAAGGGAAUCCUUUCUC